Xenia sp. Carnegie-2017 is the source of this 603-nucleotide messenger RNA. RefSeq names its product costars family protein ABRACL. NCBI's taxonomy places the organism in Eukaryota, Metazoa, Cnidaria, Anthozoa, Malacalcyonacea, Xeniidae. Bases 212 to 463 code for a protein of 83 amino acids. Gene Ontology annotation, biological process: regulation of actin filament-based process. The transcript is spliced from 3 exons. The record is from RefSeq and is a predicted model, not a curated record.
CUCCCAUGUGGAUUUUGAGAUUUUCUGAAAACAAAAUCAUUUCUUGCUUGGUUGAGCACCUACCCCAAGGCCGGAUGUUUCAAAUUUGAACGUAAAUUUGUCUUAUUCACAUUUCACCAAUUCGUCGUGUCUGGUUUAGUGGGGCUAUAAAAGUUCUAGAGUAAAACGCUGUUACAGUAUUACCCAAAUUUCAAAAGAAAAUUUUGGCAGAAUGAAUGUUGAUCAUGAAAUAAAACUUCUUGUUCAAGAAAUGAAGAGACUUGGCUCACCUAAUGGUGAUGGAAAUAUAAGUGUAAAAUUUGGAGUCUUAUUUUCAGAUGAUAAAUGUGCUAAUCUUUUUGAAGCUCUCGUUGGGACUCUGAAGGCAGCAAAGAAAAGAAAAAUUGUGACGUAUGAAGGAGAGUUGCUUCUUCAGGGCGUUCACGAUAACGUAGAGGUUGUUUUGCUAAUUGAUGAUGCCUAAUACAUAACAUUAUUGCAUCAGGUACACUUUACAAUGUAUAAUUUUGCACGUAUGUAGCUAGUUGACUCAUGUGCCAUCUUUUCUGAAGUCUUAAUAAGAAAUCGUGAUAUUUUUGAUAAUAAAGUUUUCAAGAAUGAAAA